CGCGGGAGGGCGAUGCCCCGCGAGAUAAGGGUUAGGGGACAGCUUCAACUGAACUAUAAUCAUCGCAGUUUUUGAUGUCGCUGCAUCUGAGUCCCGAGAAACCCUCCACAGCCAACGACGCGCCUUCGGUCCAACCACCUGAAAACAGAUUUUGAAGACCGGCCAAGUGUCUCUCACCAUCAAGAUGGCAACUCCGCAAACAACGCGCUCAACCCUCCUUUCACUAUACCGCUCCUUCCUACGCGAGCUCCCACCACGACCGAUCCUCUCCUCGCCCCGCGCGCCCCUGCACCAGCGCCUGCGCGACAAUUUCGAGUCCUCCCAACCCAGCAGCGAAAGCAGCAACAGCAGCGGAGAUCUCCUAGUCGCCCAAGCAGAACAGUACCUCGCCUACCUGCGCGCGCAACGCACCUAUGCGACCCUCCUCGAGCGCUACAACCCGGGCAUGGGCUUGGACGAGGAGGAGCGGGUCCGGCUGACGGCGCGGAGGGUGGGGAUGGAUCUUCCUGAAGAGUACGGCGUUAAAGGGGAAGGGGAGUAGGGGACGAACUAACUAAAGGGGUCGAGGGAGGAGAUGGAAACGACAUACGUACUACGCACUAGUCUGGAAGGCUUGGGUAAUGAAUAAUGGGACUCUGGGUUGGCUGGACGGCGGCGUUUUGGCGAAGGUCUAGCACCAUUGGGGUUAAGUUCUUCCAUGGGUUGACUAUCAUGGCGAAGAGGGAGACCGAGAAGGGAAUGAGCUGUCACCGUACAUGCAAUGGCGUGCUCUCCACUUCUUCCUCCUAUCUGCUAUUGAUGUACUCGAUCCGGACCGGAGAAGAAUGAUGAUAUGUUGAUAUCCAGCAUCCAUUACCUCCCCUGCUCGGUUAUGCUCUCCUUUCAGUGGCCUGAGGUACCCAGGUAUCCA
Messenger RNA from Chaetomium strumarium, 910 nucleotides. RefSeq lists its product as uncharacterized. Gene Ontology annotation, cellular component: mitochondrial matrix. Bases 185 to 541 code for a protein of 118 amino acids. The record is from RefSeq and is a predicted model, not a curated record. The transcript has 2 exons. NCBI's taxonomy places the organism in Eukaryota, Fungi, Ascomycota, Sordariomycetes, Sordariales, Chaetomiaceae. Gene Ontology annotation, biological process: mitochondrial proton-transporting ATP synthase complex assembly.